AUGGAUUUACAAACCUUAUUACACAACCUACAUGAAGAAGUAUCCUGUUCUGUGUGUAUGAGCCCGUUCACUGAUCCAAAAAUAUUGCCCUGCUUUCAUACAUUUUGCGUUCAUUGUUUAAACGAGCUUCAAAGAACGAGUGGCAAACAUGGCGAGAUCACAUGCCCGGAAUGUCGCAGAAAGUUUCAGGUUCCCGGGAGCGGUUAUCCCAAAGAUUUGCCGGCCAAUUUUCGAAUGAACAGUUUGUUGGAUGUAAUGGUUAUUCAAAAAUGUAACGUCGCUGGAGUGAAGUGUGGAAACUGCGACAAAACAAGCGCCCAAAGUUUCUAUUGCUUUAAGUGCUGCGCAUUCUGGUGCGACGAUUGCAUUACAGCUCAUAACAUUAUCCGAGCCAAUAAAGACCACAAAGUGCUGGCGAUUAAGGAUUUUCAAGAUCAAGACAUUGAAAAUGUGUUAAGGAGGCCAGUAUUUUGCCAAAAGGAACAUCAUGAAAACAAAAAGCUAAAGUUCUUUUGCAAGGACUGUGAAGUCGCCAUUUGUAACACUUGUGUUGUAACACUUCACGAAGGUCACGUCAAAGUACCUUUGCAAGAUGCUGCCAAUGAACGAAAAUUACGUUUGGAGUCCGUGUUAGAGUCUCAGAAGGAGAAGGCGCUUCGGAAAAGAAAUAUGAUAACUAGACUGCAAAGUGAGUGCGAUGAAAUUAAAGAACAGGUCGCUUGCGUGAAAAAAGGCGCACAGAAUUUGGUUGACAAUUUGAUGAGAGUCAUUGAAGCGAAGAAACGGGAAAUUUUUAAAGAGGUGGAAGUCAAAGCUCAACAGUCCAUCGAGCGUCUUGUAGAGCAACAGUCGGAAGUAGAAAACGAAUUACAGCGGAUCGAGACUUCAAUUGAAAAAACUGAAACUUUCCUAAAGCAAAGCACCAAUGCUGAGAUUGUGCACUUUAACACAUUAUUUCAAGUGGAAGUCACUAGCGAGGCAGAACUAGUGGACUGUGACCGUAAGGAUCUUCGCCACUUUGUGUUCUUUCCAAACAAAUCAUUGAUGGCUAAAGCAAACAGUGAAGGUGUUGGUUCUUUGAAACAAAUCAUCAGCCAGACUAAAUCCUGCAACUCAAAAGCGGAAGGAAAAGGAAUCACUGAGGUGACUGUUGGACUUAAAUCACAGUUUACUUUAACAACACGAAAUGCUAAGAAUAAACAAUGCUACGAACAGUGUGAUGUCGUUACAGUGGAAAUCAGAAAUGAUAACGGCCGUGAAUGCGCCACUGAAGCACAAGUUCAAGAUAACAAAGAUGGCAGUUACAAUAUCAGCUACUUUGCCAAAGAAGCAGGAACAUGCCAGGCAUCAGUGAUGGUAAAUGGAGAACAUGUUAGUGGCAGCCCAUUUACUGUUCAAGUUAAACCCAGGCAGUACAAACCUCUGUUGUCAUUUGGAGGAGAAGGCUCAUCUGCUGGAAUGUUUGAUGGACCUUGGGGUGUGGCGGUGAAUGAACGUAAUGAAAUUGCUGUAACUGAUCGUUAUAAUAAGCGAGUUCAGAUAUUUAGUAGUGAUGGAACUUACUUAAGGUCUUUUGGCAGUAUGGGUGAUCAAGAGGGAGAGUUUAAUGAGCCUACAGGUAUAGCUUAUUUAAAUAAUGGAAACAUUGUAGUGGCUGACACUUUUAACAACCGACUGCAAAUAUUCACUGAGCAGGGGGAGUACCUUACUCAAAUUGGCGGUGAAGGAAAUGUUGAUCAUCAGUUUAAUUAUCCAUUGGGCGUAUCUGUAGACAGUGAUGGUAAUAUUAUUGUUGCUGAUUCAAAUAACAAACUAAUAAAGAUCUUCACUCCAAGCGGCCAGUUUCUUAGAAAGUUUGGUGGAGAAGAUUUAUUAGUUGAUCCCAUUCACUGUAUUCAAAAGGAUCAAUAUUUCAUUGUAUCAGACAACGGUGAUCACAGCAUCCAAGUGUUUAAUACAGAGGGUGAUUUUCUGUAUAAAUUCGAGAAUGAAGGGGAAGGGGAUGGGGAAUUCAAUAAGCCCAAGUUCUUGUCUGUUGACAAAGCAGGACACCUGAUGGUCUGUGAUUUUGAGAAUUACAGAGUUCAGGUGUUGGAAUUAAAUGGAAAGUUCAUAACAAAGUUUAAACUAAUGCGUAGGGGAUCACCAACCUCUACCACAGUUCUCUCUGAUGGUACUAUAGUAGUGUCUGAUUAUUGGGAAGAUUGCAUUCAGAUAAUUAAAUAAAUUCAUUUGAUGCAAAUUAAUAAAAUAGCAUAGGAUAGGUUGGUUAUUGAACUCCCUGCAAUUGAAAAAAGAUAUUUGGUAAAUUUUGUUAUUGUCUCGUUUUUGUGCAUGGCGUUUUCUUUGUAACAACCUUCUGCAAUGCGUGCCGGUAAUUGUGGUCGUGUCCUUUCCAGAGGUGCUCAAGGUUUUUAGGCUGUGAAUCGAGCUGCUGUAGUUUUAAUCUCUUUUGAGCAAGUUUGUAAAUAUCGAUGUUACCUUUUAGUUUGGUACAUACUUUAUUUCACCCUAUUUUUUAUCGGUGAUAAAACCCUCCAUACGAUAAUUAUUUACAAACUUGAGAUGUUCUUCGUGAGAUUAUUUGCUGGUUUUUGAGAGAUGGAAUGCGAGAAGUCUCUUAUUUUUCUUCAAAGAUGGUCUAGUAUCGUGCGUACCAGGCAAGCAAUGAUCGUCAAGGCCACUAGAGAUGAAAAACGAGAGCUUCAUAACAAGCUGACGUAACGGGAAAAUGGGCAUUUGAUGGAUGCCACCCUAUGACUUCGAAAAAACUGAAACUGCUCGCGUAUAUCUGCUAAAGAGCAUAAUCCGUCUACAACAACAGUUCAUUGUACUUCGUGAGAAACAGGUUCUGUGUCUGUGUAACAACCUUUCCUUGAUUUCCGAAUUUGUUUAUUCAAAAUAUAUGUUUUAGUUAAUUUUUCAUCUCAGGUAAUUUAUGUUUCUCUUUUGUUUUUGGGUAUGCUAAAGCAUGCUAAUGAAGUUGAAACAAAAGAAAAAUAAAAAUUACCUGAGAUACUACUACUACUGAUGAUAGCCUUGCUAACCCUCCGUUUAGGGAUAAGGCGAGUAAACAAAUGAGGGAGGGAAGCCAAGGGAAAACGGAAGACUUGGCCUUACGAACAUCCUUUCAACUAAGGAGAUUUUUAAAACACAACAGUCGAGCGUGGAUGCACAUCCAUAGGACCUCGGGUUUAUUGAGUCUAUCUUAUGGCUGAUUAAACGAUAAAAAACAAGUCAAGUAUUUCAAGAAGGAUGAAAUGCAUUUUUCAAGUCUAUCAGCUGUAGCUCAUCUUAUCUUAGUUUGCGAUUAGGCUCGUGUAUUGGCAGUUUGUGCUGCAAAUCUCUUGUUGCCUCUUAUGCGAGGAAUAGUAUAGCUACAUUGUUGGAGUUACGCCAGGUUCGGGGGGGGGGAGAGCGGUUAGAUACUGCUCGCCCAAAACUUUGCUUCUACGCGGCAGACUCAAAAGGCUAUUAUCAUACUGUUAUUAUUUUUUCAUAAGGAAAUAUUUUCAACCCUCUCUGACAAAUGGGCGCUAAACGUUCUACCACCGCUUCUUAGUUCCUGGGAAACGCUAUUCCUGAGCUUGUCUCCAGUCCCUCCAAGAAAGUAGCUGUAGCAGCAACAGUGCUUGAUUCAUUACUGUUCACUAGAGAGAAAUUCUAGCUCUGCCCCUGGGAACACUUUAGACGCCGUAAAAAGGCUGCCAUCUUUUUGGCGUUAAAAUGCAGAAUUUGAUUUGAGGUUGACGUUAGUCGUUAACCUUUUAUGUCUAACGUUAGCUUUUAUGCAGCUCAGGCCCUUUAAAGCCAAAAGAAAAGAAAUGUUAAAAACCUUCUUAUGAAGAUAUUCGCCACCUUUUUACGCAUGUAGGGAAUGAUGGGUGAAAGCAACCUCACGUGGUCUCUUGGAAAGAAAACAGCUGAUUUAACUCGCGUGUCCCGGUGUCGAACCUGUUUAUUCUGUCCACAUAGAAAUACAACUUUUCCAAGUCAAACAGAAUGUAUAGACUGAAUAUCUUCAAGAUUUCCGGCAUUAUUGCUUAGCGUUGUCUCCGUCGACAUUGUUUUAGAUACCACAAGACAAUCUACACCUUAAAAUCGAGCUUACGAAAUAAUCAAGCUCGACCUCAAUUGCUUCCUCAGGGAUGAUUUCACAGCUAUUUGAAAAGGAUUAUUUCAAAUAAUCAUUGUCUUCACCCUCAACAAAUUAACCAAAAUAAUCAUCCACUUUUUCGGCAUUCAUCAAAAUAUUCACUUAACUUCUCACCGCACCUGUUUGAUACUGUCAAUUUUCAAUCUUGCGCCCGUUAUCCUUAAAUAGUCAGCAAUUCGGUCUUGCAUUUCCCACGCGUGCGCUGUUGUCUUGUCGUCAUCCGGGAGAUCUAGGAUUUUCUUGAGCUAAGUUUGCUUUUCUGUCAGUCAGUGUUGUACCGUGCGGUAUGCCACCUACCGGAAUGCACACAAACACUUUUAACAUCAUUAGUUGGAGUAAAACGCGUUGUUUCUAAAGAAACCCCACAGAGUAAACUUUAAAUUGUAAUUGUAAAUAUCUUAUUAUCCACUCCCUCCAGGGCUUUUCAGGGAUAAUUUACAACACUGGUUGGGGGACUUUGCCAGACCGCUUAAGGUGCAGUUCACAAGUAAUAAAGGAAUGAGUAAUGAUGCCCCCAUACAUGAGUGUGAAAGUGAGAUAGACCACCACACCGGGCACUGAGUACCCCACUCGUUACGAAGGGUGUGCGGGUUCUUUAACGUCCCACAGAUUUAUUACAUGUGCAAGGGUUUGUGAGACGGGGCCUAUGGUUUAUCGUCCUUAUCCGAGACGACUAGAAAGUCUAACCUUUUGCAGAUGUUAUCACAAAGGCAGCACUUUCUCCUCAAUUAUUUAAAGACCCUGAGUGUUGGUCCGGCCGGGGUUUGAACCUACGGCCUCCUGCUCAGCAGCCCGACGCUAAUCCCAUUGAGCUAACCAGGCGGCGGUUUAAUGGGAUACAUGCGCUUAACCAUUGAGAUUGAGGAAUAGUUCUGUGCAUGGGUAGGGACUCUGAGCAAAUCGCUACGGCGACCUCUACUACGGUUGCCGGAAGUAAAAAAGGUCCCAAAAAAGACGUAGGCGAAUGCAUAGCACUGAGAUUUCACCGUAGCGCCAAAUCCUACAUCGUGAACACCUGUAUGGUGACGCAGUCGCUGCUACGUGAUUAUAAAAGUCGACUUUUCUCCUUUUUUUAAAAUCACUGGUUUCAAAACCUAUCAUAGAUUGUUUUUCACUUUAUCAAGAAAGUAAUUGACGCUUCUGGUUAUCCAGGAAUUAUGUCUUCCUUAUUAAGUUCGCAAAUAAAAUAGAGGCAAUGUAUGAAAGGUCGCUCGUAAGCGUAAAAGUUCAACCUCGCUUAACUUCUCGUUUAUGCUCAGCACUCUUUAUCUUGCCUCUAUUUUAUUUACGUAAUUAAAAUUAACGUGCGUUAACGUGCGUAGCCAAAAACGCGUCACUGGAAAUCAACCUUAAAGGAGGUCAUUACGACUUACCAACAGCGAAAGCAAGUGAGACAGAAACGCUGCAGUCACUGUUUCGACUCCGCUUGCUUAAAGUUGAAUUUGGUGGGGUAUAGCCUGCGUAGCAAGCGUUUCCGUGUGGUUUCGGAGCAAAGAAAGACCCAGGAAUGGGAUUUUCGGUUUUUGCAGCACGAAAAAUAGAGAAAGCUCCCAAAUCGCAUGGAAAAGCUUGCUUCGCUUUUUUGCUGCGCAGGCUAGGUGGGCUACGGUGACGUACCCUCCCUAGGACUCCGCAUCCACGACCGCCGCAGUAGAGGUCACGUGGUCACCGUAGCGGUUUUCCUUUAAGUCUCAAAUGUCUCUUGGCUGACCGAGAAGCGUCCGUGACUCUUAGCUGCGGUACACUAAUCAUUUGCGCUACCAAUCGCUCGUCCUCACAAAAAUCCUACAAAAAGGUGCUUUUUCCCUGAAAAAAUUUUCUCAAGCAAGCAGACUCUCCAGGGGUUCUCAUUGGCAAAAUUUAGUCAUUUUAAGUAGAUUAUCACAACUUUUUUGAAAGAAACACAACUGCAAAUGCUAUUGAAGAUUAUUAUACUUACCACCAAAACCGAGAUUCCAACUCAUUCCUCGUCUGGGUGUAGAGGUUGUCAUAGCGUUACACCUUCACCGGCGAAAAAUGUCUGCGCAUGCUCUACUAAAAAUGGCUCGUGAUCUAUUUCGGGCAAUGUCAUUGGCUCUGAAGCAAAAAUGACCGGGAAAUGUUGUUGAGAUGAAAGGAGCGAUGGUAGCUUUUUUUGGCAGUGACAGCGUUGCAAUUUCUUGCCACUGUAAGAGAUCAAAAAUUAUUUUGGUCAAAGUUUUGACGUAAGUGUGUUCUCUAGUGAAUAUAGCGUCCUGAAACUGGCGAAAAAUCGCAUUGGCAUGGUCUGAUUCAGUGUUAUUGACGUUUAGAUCGCUGGUUUGCAUGUAGAAGACAUGCCGAAAAGGUGGGUAAUUUUUGCUCUUUUUGUUUACUGCAUGUUCCGUGCAACUCGGUACAAAAAGAAAUUAUAAAGCAGUGGAACAAAAAUUAUUGGGCUUUGUUUUGGUAUGUAAAUUAGCUUGUACCGAGUUGCACGGAAGGGACAGUUUUGUGAAAUGUGCAUCCCGUUUUUGUGUCAAAAUUCGACUUUGAUAACAUUCGACUGUUGAUCGAAGAACGUAUUACAAUGCUAUCCAAAAUGUUUUUGUUCUUUAGAUCAAGUUUCAAUAGAGGGAGAGACAUUUUUGGGCUUUGUUUUGUUAAUAUGACUUAGCGUGUACUUUGUUGCUGGAAAAACUAUAUUUAGAUGCCUAAUCUCCGCAUGUUUACACUGUUUAUGGCAGAAAAAUACGCUUACGCUUGGUUCACCUUAAUCUCGUGUCACACGGUACAAAAGGAAAUUAUAAAGAAGGUAAAGAAAUCUUCUUAGCGAUUGUCUUGCUGUGUAAUUAUAAAUUGGCUUGUGGCUAGUGGAUCGAAAGCAACCGGGUUGCGGCAGUUUUCUAAAGUGCGUAGUUCGAAACGUGAUUUUGUCGAUCGAUGCAAAUUUCAUUGUUGUUGCACGUUAUUACAGCUUUGUAUGUUACCAUAUAGAAAUUUGAGUUUUAUGCGAACUGUCGAAUGAGAAAAUGUGAAAGUGUUUUCAUUAAAUACUUAGACCGUCUUGGAGCUACAGUUCGAUAGGUCCAGCAACAUUCUGAUUUGUGAAAAAAAUUCCGUUUACAAUGUGCACAGCUGCUGUACAUUUAGGCUUGCAAUUUCAUAAUUGAAGGAUCGAUUGCUCCUAAAUUUGGCUUGGGAUUAUCCACACAACGAUGGAUUUACUUCGUUAGGGACCGUACUUACGGACAUGAUUUCCUCCGUGUAAAAUUUUUUAGUGCUAAAUUUUUGCACACAAGGUUUUCUGUGGGGGGUGCUUCUUUGCUUGAAAAUUGGAUCCUGGAAGGAGAUGAACAGGGUAAUAUUCCUGUGAAUGCUUUUAGCUGCUUUUGUUUUUCUGUCCAUCGUUUUUGGCUUAAUUUUUUGUGGAGCAAAGUUAUGAAUGAAUGAUAGAGUUAACAUGCUAUUAAGUAUUCAAAAGUUCUUUCCCACACACACAAAAAAAAUAAUCCUCACAAAUUAAACUUACAGGAGUUUAAAGUUUGGAGUAAACUUUGAGUCUUAAUGAAAUUUUAGUUGGAUCAUGUUAAUGAAUGGAGUUGUUUAGGAUAUGCAGUUUCCAAUUUUGAUUUUCUGUCAGAAUUAUGAGAGAACACUCAAAUACAGAUCUCAUUCAUUAUAGAUAUAUAUUAACAUAGUUUCAUUGCAAUUAUCGUUUGUUUCUUUUCCUAUAAACUUCUCAUCAGGUCUACAUUUUGCAUGAAUUUAAUGUGAUAUAUAUUUGAAGGGGUUGUUGUUUCACAGUGAAGUAUAAUUUUUUCACUUUGUUUUUUUGAUAUGAAGUUGAGUUUCUUCAUAGUUGUUGGCUAAGACAGUGUUGAAGUAGUGACAUGUUAACAUACUUUAUUGUUCAUUUCUCUUUAGAAAAGGUUGAUUGAUCCUGAAUCAAACAAAGUGAAGCUUCACAAACAAGAUUUUUGACGAACAAAUGUGUACUCAAGCAAAGUAUAUGUCCCUGACAGUGUCAAUAAAAUUUAUUAACGGAAAGAUCUGGGUUUUUACUCCUCUGUAGCACUUUUGACUACGCAUCACUUUUCUAACCUAUAUGGUAAAAAGAUCAUAUAGUAUAAUCUGCAUUUUUUCCAACUAACAUAUUUGCGAUCAAAGUUCUCUUCUUUUAUAUAUAGUAUUCCUCUAAUUUGAAAACUUUCAUUAUCUUAUUCAGAUCAAGCACAGUAACCAUUGAAAAGAAAAAAGAAAAAAAAACCUGCUCGGUCAUAGACGGCUUUAAAGUUUUGAUAUUAAAAUUGCAAUUAAAAGAACAUGAAUGCAGACACUACAGUUCAUUUAGCUCAUGUUCAAGCUUUUUUUUAUAAAUUAGAAUUAAAGUCUUGCUGGAGAAAACAUAAUUUUGCUUUAUCUUUUCGGUAAAAAAAAAUAAUAAAAUAACUUCCAGGUGUCUAAGCAAUUUCAAAGGACCCAUAGUGUCUUAUUUCUCCGCUGCAUAGAGCUGUGAACAAAGGCCGUUCUUUCUAGUGACCCGGCUUUCGUCAAAAAUAUUGGUGACCUUCGUGAUCGUGAAGAGUCCAAAGUUGAAUCCGGUAAACCGGCCAAAACGCGAGCAUCGCAGGGAACGAAUCCCAAAGGAAUAGGUGAAAAAGGAUAAUAAAAAGUCUAGGCUAUUCUAAAAAUAUCCCGUAUAUGCAUUGGCAACUCAUAUGAAGCCGCAAUUAAUCUUCUUUCCACUGGAAUAAACAAACUAUGGAGGUAUUGCUGCCAUUUUGAAUUUGGCAACGUCACGUGGUCUCGCGUCGUCCAAUCAGACAUUUUUCGCCGGUGAAGCGUUCUACCAGAGCCGACGGCCGACACUCAACUGCCGACAGAUCCUCAAUUUUCCCGCCUUUUUUCAACUGUCUCUGCGCCCGAUCCUGUAGCCUUAAAUAGAACAGAAGAAGAUAUUCUUACUUACUUUCCUCCAUGACUGUAAUAUCCAAUAAAUUUACAGGCUUCUGUUUUUUACCUGUCAGUCAGAUUUUGCUUUCCUUUUGUUAGGAGUUGAACCAUUUCCUGUCUUGCUUCAAGUUCCUUUUGUUCAUCAUGCAGUUGUUUUUGAAGGUCGUCAAUUUUAUCUCCUUGCUGUUGGGUUCUUUCUGUCCCAGUAACGUUUGGGCUCAGCUGUUGACGUUGUGUUGGCUUCACUCCUUCCACCUGUUUAGUCUCACUAGAGCUUAGUGCGGAAAAUUCUGAAAGGAAAAUUAGAUGAUAGUUAUGAAACAUUUAUAUAUUGAUUUCUCAAAAUACUGUUAUCUUAUUGUUAUUUUAGUCAUAUAUUGCGGCCAGUUGAGAUGUCUUUUUUUUUCAGCGUUGGGUUUUCGUGCAGUAGAGUAGUUUAACCGUUAGACCAAAAGAACGAGGCUAUAUAAGUUCGGUAAGUACCCGGAUGUAAAAAUCGCUGAUUCGGAAGUACGCUGAAAUGGCUCUUUAGUUAGUAGAAUGGAGAAUGGUUCUUAUGAAUCGUAGAGGGCUAUUAGUUCAGAUCAAUAUACUGUAAAAUGGCUGAUACAUCUUCUUCAGGUAAGGUUUACCAUUAUCAUCAUCGUCAUCAUCAUCAUCAUCAUCAUCAUCAUCAUCAUCAUGUGCGUUGCCUUUAUUUGACUCAGUUCAGUCUGGAGGUACUUCUUGAUUCCUAUCUUUUUAUCUGCUGGUUGUUACUGUACCUAAAGUGCUUACUUACUUCUUUAGUCUCACUAUUGCUCUUGGUUGGUUCGUUACGGGUGAUUUGUCGGAUACCUUACUGGAUCAGAACCUGACUAUGCAUGAAAGCCAAGUAAACGCCAGGGCAAACCAGGCAACCUUAGGUGAGCCCCUGAGAUAAGACCUUACCUGUUUCAUCGUCCAGUAACAGUAUAGAACACAUCUGAUCCAUCUUCGCUGACGUCAUCAGGCUCAGAGUCACUAGCCAUGGUGCGAGUGAUGGUGGGUACCUUCAGUGUAGCCACACCGGCCCUUUAAUGAUUCCUCUAGCAGCUGUAAUACCAGGCGGUACCCUUGAUGAAAGCUCUCGAGUAGUGGUAAUACUUUUUCGUCAUGUGACACGUUAAACUCUUUUCUUAAUUGACUCAAAAUUAAGCUGAAGGACCUGACUCAUAUUAAAGAUACUUUAUUGAAAUUAAAAAGUUAAUAUAGCUACUGCAGGCGGAAAUCCUGUAUUUUGCAUGUUUAUAGCCUGCGAACAUGCUCUUCAUAUAGAUCUUUAUGUUUUAGUUUUAGGCGUUCGUAAAACAAAUCAUUAAAAGUACUGAAUCACCUUUUAAGAUGUUACUAUUCAAUGACUAUUUGGCACCCAUUAAAAGGUCACUUUCCAACCUGUUCUUCGGCUUUAUUAUACAGAAUAGCACUCUUACCUCUUUAUCGCGGUUAAUGCAUGUUCCUAACCUGUCUAUCAAGCCGUUUGUCAAUGGUUUGUCCCUUGAACUAUCCUGCAUCGCAGACAGUAGAGAUUGAUUAAUCGAUGAUCUGCCCUUGAUAGCUUUCCUCGACAGUUUUCUCAUGUACCGAAUCGUUUUUUCAUCUAUAUCUACCCUGCUGUUUGCAGAAGAAGAUAAAGGUAAAUCAGCGUGUUUAUCCGGUAUGCUUAACAAGACUUCGACCAAUCUUUGUAGGGAGGAUUUGUAAUGGUUUACAGCCCGGUCUAUUUGAAAUUAAUGUUAAGAAAUCUAAUUUUAUCAUAUUCAGACCGAGACAAAACAGGCAAACACUUGAUUUAGCUUUUAAUAUUAGUAAUUAUUCGAUUGACCGUGUUAAGGAAGCUACUUUUCUUGGUGUAAUUUUGGAUGAACAUUUAACACGGAAAUCACAUAUACAUAAUGUUGCUAGGAAAGUGUCUAAAGCCAUAGGUAUAAUUUAUAAAUCAAGUUUUUGCCUUAAUAAUUCCUCCUUACGGAUGCUUUAUUUUAGCCUUAUCUACCCAUACUUAUUCUACUGCGUGAGCGUUUGGGCAUCGACCUACCCAUCUAACCUCAGAAGAUUAAUCACACUUCAAAAACGGGUAGUAAGAAUAAUGUCGAGGAGUGCUUUCGAUGCUCACACUGACCCCUUAUUUAAAAAUUUAAAAAUUCUGAAUCUUGAGAGUAUCUACAAACUUCAAAUAGGAAAAUUUAUGUAUCAAUACAGAUCUGGCUUACUUCCUUAUAGCUUCAAUAACAUGUUUCUGGUGACACGCCAGGUGCAUUCUUAUGGCACUAGAAGUUGGGAGCAUUUUUAUUUACCACAAUGCAGGACUAAUAUAAGAAAGUUCUCAUUCAGUUUCCAAGGUCCUAAAUUUUUUAACUCUCUUAGUUUUGAAAUUCGAAAUGCAACAAGUACCGCUUCCUUUUGCUGUAAGCUGAAAGCAUUCCUCUUAUCAUAAAUAGUAAUUUAUAUAUAUAUAUAUAUGUAUUUUUUUUUUCUUCCUUUGCUCUUUUAUUUUGUUUUGUUUUGUUUUGUUUUGUUUUUUUCUUCUUUUUGUCAUUUGGCUUUUUUUAGCCUAGAACUAUGAUUAGUACGACUAUCUAAUAUACUUAUCUUAAGAUUUACUGUAGCUCUGCCAUUGAUUUUCCCGUGUGUAAUUAUGAUAAUAUUUUGUUCUAAUUAUCUAACUGAGGGAGCCCAUUCCUUAUAAGCCCGGUGGCUUCUCUUGGGCUUCCUCGCCAUGAGAGUUAAGGUAACUAGAUUUUAUUUGAUUUGUAUAAUUUUUGGCAAACAAAACAAUAAACAAUUUAACCACCGACCGUUCCACCCAAACCAUUUUCAACUAUGAAUGAUUCUGAGACAUUACCACGUCUUUCCCCACCCCGCCCGUGUCGUCAAAUGAAGAGCAAUAUUCAUCCCCACCAGAGGACCCCUCGGGAAGAGUCGAUCGUGUUUCCCUCAUCUUCAGGGGAGGAAUCUGUUCUUGUUACAGUUGAGUCAAGACAUGCUGUUAGAGAAGCCUCUGGUCAGAAUUUUUAAAUAUUGCCUUUAUUCUCAUCUUUGUUUUCUUUACUUCAUUAUUAUAGUAACUUAAAGAGUUGAAGAAGAAACACAAGUGAGCACAUUUGGAAAAACUAGCCCUUAUCAGUAUUUUUUAAAAUUAUUUGUUAUAUUUGCAUUAAGCUAUAUUUAAAAGAACACAAAGUCUCAGAUCCUGUGAGGUCGCUUUACAUGAGCCUGAAAUCCCUAGUCAACCCGCUCAGAGGAAAGAUAUCCGGAGGACCUUCUGGGAAUAAUGGCCUCAUUGCGAUACAAUGCUUGCGAAUACACCGUAGGCUUAAAUGACUGCUUUUAAGCAUAGUUAUACACAAAGACUGAAUGCAGAUUUAACCGACUGGAGUGACUUGUUACUCUUUCCCUAGUAACUCUUUCUGUUUGUUUUUUUUUUAUAUAUAUAUUUAGACUCAACGAAGCUGCCUUUAGUGAAAGGGAAUAUGAUCUUCCAAAGGCAUCUUUCAGACCAGCUAAAAAGACGUCUUUCAAACCAUUUGUCUUCACGGAAAGGGUAUGAGGCGUCCUCAGAGGACCUAUGUUAAUGCCUCCCUCAUCCUUCAUUUUACCUGCUCGCAGUAGAGAAACUUCAAGGAAGUCUUCUCUGCCUGACGAAGCUGUGGUACGAGCUUCCAACUCAGCCCAUCCUCCGUAUACACGGCACACCUCACCAAACAGUCAAAAUCAAUUGGAGUUUAGUCCUUCCUCAGAAGAAUUGUUGUCAAGUAGAGGUUUGGAGGAAGAUGAAGAUAGAGAGGAUAACAGCAGUGUAGAGUACUGA
Porites lobata is the source of this 12899-nucleotide messenger RNA. Lineage: Eukaryota; Metazoa; Cnidaria; Anthozoa; Scleractinia; Poritidae. The record is from the annotation of a GenBank genome assembly.